UUUUGAACAGUUUCACACCAAAUCUUUUACCAGCUAGAUGCUGCUGUUAGUUUGUCUCAAUUCUGGAAUCUUAAAUUAAUCAGUAAGUUACACUACAAGAAAUUGUGGUUCUACUUGUCUUCCUAAAGAUGGGUAGAAUUCCAUCGUCAGUACUAUCAAGUGUGUUUAUUUGGACCAUAAUCUUAACUUUUGCCGGUGAAUCGAAAACAUCAUGUUUAGCCGACUCGGCAAAAGAUGUUGAAAAAGUUCCCGAGCUGGAUUUGACCAAAAUGAUCAACGAGAAAGUGUAUUCGAAAAUAUUUGUCCGCAAACGGGAGGAGCAUAAAUUGUUGGUAAACCACCUACAAUCUAUCGACGAUUACGCGAAGCGGUAUAAAUUAUUGAAGCUUGGUAUCGACGAGGUACUGAGGUUAAUCCGUGAGGAAGGAGCAAAACUACGUGGGAAUAACAUUACGGCUGAAUCGGAGUUUCCCAAAAUACAGGAGCUGAUCAACGCAUUGGCACAGUACCUGGAGAACACAUGUCUUUUCGCGGAGUUGGUAUUACACUUCCCAGACAUGUCUUACCGUAUUCUGAAGCCUGUUUCAGAUUGGCGAGAACUGAUGACCCAGGCACUAAAUUACUCAAAAUCAUUUGACCACAUCUUGGACGACAAGUCGGUCGAGUUGCUUGGGUUAUUGAAUCAGGAAAUUAACGAAGACCAGCGGACCGACAGCUACGUGAAUCCCUACCGAGAAGCAGCACAGUCUACCAGUGGGGAAAACGUAAAAGCGAAAAAGAAAAGCAAAACGAAAACGAAAAAAGGACCUUCAAUAACGCCUCCGAAGACUGAACUAUGACCAUACACAAACACACACACCUGUUCGCGGUUGUUAAAAAGGACUUCAUGUUCUUAAAUAUACUUAUGGAAAAU
Molecule: messenger RNA, 913 nt
Organism: Anopheles coustani
Lineage: Eukaryota; Metazoa; Arthropoda; Insecta; Diptera; Culicidae
Product: coiled-coil domain-containing protein 134-like
Exons: 3
Coding region: 129-839 (236 amino acids)
Source: RefSeq, a predicted model, not a curated record